Messenger RNA from Desarmillaria tabescens, 1214 nucleotides. RefSeq lists its product as uncharacterized. Lineage: Eukaryota; Fungi; Basidiomycota; Agaricomycetes; Agaricales; Physalacriaceae. The record is from RefSeq and is a predicted model, not a curated record. The coding region runs from base 208 to 1023 and encodes 271 amino acids. The transcript has a single exon.
CUACUGGGUUCGGCUUCCACUCUGAUCAUGAAAGCCCCAAAGGUCUCUGUACUGACUCGGAAAUUGAAGCUGCAGUUCAAGAUAUUUUAAAGUGGAGCGCUGAGAUUUCCUGGAUCCGAGAUCUUCCUUGUGAAAUUUCAAACAGUCUCAAAAUGACUCCUUUAACGGUCUCACCAGCGAGAAACCUUUCUGCCUCUAGCACUCAUCAUGGGCGACCAAAUCGAUUUUGCAUUCCGAAGACUCCAGCCGUCUAUCUUACUCCUCCAUGCUGAUAUUCCUCAUGUCAUCUGGGGUCAAGAUGCAGUGGAAUUUUGCUUCGGUGGUCCCUUCAAUUUCUAUGACGAGUUGGAUCUUCAAAUCCUCCUCCCGCCUUCAAAAAUCCAAGAAGCGGUAAAACUCCUAGCUCCGUCGUAUUCUACCAUGACAUGCGACGACAUUGAUGAAGAGAAGAUGACGGUCGACAAACGUUUGGCUUGCGUCGACUACACACUCGCUUUCCGUGAUCGUCCGGACGACUUUGUACGAUUGAAGCUAUUGCGGCAAAACACCGAUACAGUCCCUUCUCAUGUCCUCCUCAUAUCCAACACAAUCUUUGAUUACCCCCUCGAUGAUGUCGUACAAGUACCCCUCCCUCUCUGCCCGGAUCUCCCAUUCCCUUCGGUGCCAGCAAUCGUCGGUCUGAUGCCCGUUCACAUACAGAAGUGGUUUAAGGCUGGCUUUUCUCGACAAAGCUUGUCCUUCAUCUGCGCGUGCAGGACUCUUUUGGAGAGUGCUAUCGAAUUCUCCUUCUGUGAAGAGUUGGACACAGUAUUUUCAGAUGUUGACCAGCUGCCGACCAGGCUGAAAGAGAUGAUCUGUGGACUCGACGAGCACCAGAAGACUUAUGUCUACGAUUUUUUCCCCAUAGGAGAGCCUGGUGGGUCAUCUAGCGACUCUGAUGGCGACAUUGUCUGGCCGAAUGGCUUUACCCUACCUCCAAUCCCAAGAACAGAUUCGCAGGGUGCUAAUGAUCCCCCAGAAUAAGAGCACCAUUGAGAAUAAGUCCAGUUGAACUGGUUUUUCUAUUGGUUUUCAGUGAAGUUUAGAUAAAUAGAUAUGUCAUAUCAUGUUCUCAUCUCUAUACUCCAUACCUGCGAUAGUGUUAUGAGUGUUAUGAACUGUUCUUGUAACUUAAAAUCUUGCAAAGGUCACCCUAACUGAGACUUCUCACCCCA